ACAAUCAUGGCGUCGUCCGGGGACCUCGAUGUGACUAAAGACGAAGUUGAAAGAAUAACCAAAGCUUUAAAAGACGAGAAGUUUAGACAGCUUUUCUUCGAAUAUGCUCAGGAGAUUUCCGACCCUGAAAAUAGAAAAAAAUACGAAGAGGAAAUUGCUCAGUUGGAGAGAAAUCGCGGCUCUGAUGUUGUGUUCGUGAAUCCCGAGCCUGGAUACGUAAUCAAAACAAACGUGGACGGAGAGAAGAAGGCGUUUAUCAAUGUAUGCCAGAGCGACAAAGUAGCCAAGCCCAGCUCGUCUACUGUACGCCGAGACAACGGGCAAGUUGGUACCCAGUGGUCGGUACCUCAUAGUCUAGCUCCGGGCAGGGAAGAUGUUGACAAAGGUGGAAAGAAAUGUAUGGUUUAUGACUGUGUUUUCCAUCCCGAGUGCUUCAAGAAUGGGGAGAAAGAUCCGAGGUUCUUCAAGCUCAUGGACGAGACUGCCGCCAAUGUCAUCGAAUCAAAUUUUGGGGUCAAACUGGAUCAGGCCAAUAUGAAAAAGAUGACUAAAAAGAAAUUCAUGGGCCAACCCAGGGCUUGCGUUAUUAGAACAAAAAGCAAAGAUGGCCCAUCCGGCGAAACGGAUGCGUUGAAAGAUUUCAAUGUUGAAUAUCCGUUCAAUAAGAAGAAAGAGUCUGAGAGCGGCAACCCUCCUGCUAAGAAGAUUGGAAAGAAGCCUGGACCCGUUGAACCGCAGUACAGUAUCACUCACAGGGGACAUUUCGAUAUGCAGAAUUUCACCAACGCUCCGGAUUCAAUGCCCACAACGAGACCCCAAGAACUUGUUGUCAAGAUACAGCUUCCCUUGUUGAAGUCAAUCGCAUCAGUGCGGUUGGAUGUCUUCGAGAAGCAAAUAGUCUUGGAGUGUCAGAAGCCUGUUUCAUACAAGCUUGAUCUGUCGCUGCCAUACCCUAUCGAUGAGGACAACGGAAGUGCCAAGUUUGACAAAAGCAAGUCCUGCCUGACCAUUACCCUUCCCGUUUUACCCCCUGACAUCCCGGCACUGCCAUCGUUUGCACCUGAGUUGGAGAAACCAGCCCUGAUAGAAGAGAUUCCACCCAAAUGCCUUGACGACAAAGAGCCAGAGGUUGACCCUCCAAAGCCUGUUGCAGGGUCUUCUGUCACGUCGGUUAAAGACUCUCUAAAUUGCCAACCUGAUGGAGAUUCCAAAGCAGCUGAAGGGGAAGACCAAGGAAAUCAAGACGAGCCACUCUUAGAUCAUAAAAAUCAGGUUUCUCAAUCCAGCCCAGAAAAGAGCAUCCAAGGCAUCAAUUUGAAAGCUUCCACAAGAGCAGACCAAGCUGAGACUACGAAGCCAAGAUGCCCUUCCUAUAUCUUCAGACAAGAUGAUGCAACUGUUUCCAUCAUCAUCCAAGUGGCUGCAAUAGAGACACAGGAUCUUCAGAAGCAGAUGUCCGAAGAUGGUUCAACGGUGUUCCUGAAAUUCACAGCCGUGGAUAGCAUCAGUGGAGACACAGUACCAUUCGCAUUACACUUAGCGUUUCAACCUCAGUGUGUACUUAAAGAGAUGGAGUUGGACGUCCAGCCCACAGAGGCAGUUUUGCUCCUUCACAAAGCGACAUCUUCCCAAGGAGAAUGGUCUGGGUUUAAGGCUGGUGCGUCUCUAGAUGGAGGCUUACAGGAAAAGUUGUUCCUGACUGAAGACAAUGUUCGUGAACACGUAACCGCCAUGCCAACGAAACGUAAAGGGAGACGACCACGGUCUGCUGGGAGUGAGAUGGACUGUGGCGUUAUAAAAGCCACAGAGGACAGCCUAGUCAUUGAGUUAGAGCCCAAAGUGAAUGGGUACCCAGAAGCGUAUUAUAGAUCAAGUGAAGAAGCCAUGUCAGAUGCUGCGUUAGGUACAGUCACAGACAAAGUGGUCGAUGCUGUGAUAGGAGAGAUCUCCAAUGUCGCAGCCUCUCUCAAGCUGGACCUGAAGCAAGACGACUCAACUGGAAGUGACGUUUCCAGUCCGUCUUCAACCCCUUGCUCUCCCUCUGGCCUCCGAAGUGUCUUAAAAGAUGGAACCCACUACCGCAGAAGUCAGAGGUCAGUAAGUUUCAGUGAAGAUGUCGUUGUCGAGACGAUGGUUAGUAACAGUCCAAGAAAAGCAAAGGGUAAAAACAAACGAUACCAACCUCCCAGACCGAGGAGGUUCAUCACAAAGCUUCGGGACGGAUCUCAAAAUCAAGGUGCCUCCAGCGAUUCUGAGAUCCACUACUGGGGCGGGAACAAUUACGAAGAGGAAGAGCCGGAGUUUCUGGAGGAGGUCGUCUUCCCAGAUAUGGGAGGCGGCAUGGAGAGACAGACUAGCAGCGAUUCCAGCGGUGGUGAUGAUGGUGGUACGGUCAUCCCAAAUGGGAACAAGAAGAAGAAACCCAAAUCUAGCAAGCGUCAACGGAAAAAGAUGAAUGCUGCGAAGAGAGCGAUGGCAUUCGAUGAAGACAGGCGUGAGAUGAAGGAAGCGUGGUUCGAAUCCAGCUACCCACUUCGUGCCACUUCAUCUGAAGGCAAUAUCGCUGCCGCCAGGCAAAACCAAGGGUUUAAGGAGAAGAUAGAGGAACAAACGGUCAGCACAAAACAAAACCAGAAGCAUAAAAACGGUAAUGACCCAGGUGAGAGCACAGCAAAAGGAAAAGCCGCCGCGCAGCAUAGUGUGAAAACAGCUGAUAAAGAUGAUCCAAAAACUGGGAAAGCAGAUGUCCAACAUAACAGCGAUACAAAGGCAACAGAAUGUUACCAAAAUGACAACCAAGAUGAUAGUAUUCCCUUGGAGCUGCAGGAUCAUCGGACUAACAGCGCUGUGGUUUUCAGCAAUGACGUCAUGUUUGAGCUCGACGAGUAAGAUAUAACCAUCUCCAAAGGCACUGGACACUAGUAUUACUCAAAGUAAUUAUUUGCAUAAAAGAAUGGAGAGCUGUUAAUAGUAUAAAAUAUUGUGACAAACGGCUCCCUCUGAAAUAACAAAAUAAUAAAGAGUUAAUAUCUCACUCAAAUACUUAUAUCUAAUGAAAAACUUCAGGUCUGAAGGCUAUUGAGUGAUUGCACAGAUAAUUUUGUGCAGAAUUUGAUAAAAAUGAGCAAAAGAUUUGUUUUUUCUUUCAUUAUUCUCUUGCAACUUUGAUGACCAAUUGAGU
Messenger RNA from Asterias rubens (European starfish), 3181 nucleotides. Its product is annotated as protein kintoun-like. The record is from RefSeq and is a predicted model, not a curated record. NCBI's taxonomy places the organism in Eukaryota, Metazoa, Echinodermata, Asteroidea, Forcipulatida, Asteriidae. Gene Ontology annotation, cellular component: cytoplasm. The transcript has 4 exons. Gene Ontology annotation, biological process: axonemal dynein complex assembly. Bases 7 to 2889 code for a protein of 960 amino acids.